Messenger RNA from Sinocyclocheilus anshuiensis, 1789 nucleotides. RefSeq names its product ectonucleotide pyrophosphatase/phosphodiesterase family member 2-like. NCBI's taxonomy places the organism in Eukaryota, Metazoa, Chordata, Actinopteri, Cypriniformes, Cyprinidae. The transcript is spliced from 18 exons. Bases 26 to 1789 code for a protein of 587 amino acids. Gene Ontology annotation, molecular function: polysaccharide binding; calcium ion binding; alkylglycerophosphoethanolamine phosphodiesterase activity. The record is from RefSeq and is a predicted model, not a curated record. Gene Ontology annotation, biological process: phosphatidylcholine catabolic process; immune response.
GAGUCGGACCAGACACACAUCAACCAUGCUGCAACUGAAAUGGGUAUUCUCCGUAUUAUAUCUUCUCUCGCGAUGCCCUGUGUGUGAGGCUUAUGUGGUCAGACGGUCCGGCAAGGCACGAUCAUCAGAUGAGUCUUUCUCAGGAUUUCUUUCUGACCACCCUUUUAGCAGCCUGUCAGGUUCCUGCAAAAACAGGUGCUUUGAACUAGUGGAAAGUGAACCCCCAAACUGUCGCUGUGACAACCUGUGCAAAACAUACAAUACUUGUUGCUCAGACUUUGAUGAGCACUGCCUGAAAACAGCCGGGGACUUUGAGUGCCGUAAAGACCGCUGUGGUGAAACUCGCAAUGAACAGCAUGCCUGUCACUGCUCAGAGGACUGCAUGGCUAAAGGAGACUGCUGCACCAACUACAGGUCUCUCUGCAAAGGUGAUGUUCCCUGGUUGCAGGAAGAGUGUGAAGAGAUUAAAAACCACGAGUGUCCAGCUGGGUUUGUUCGGCCGCCGAUCAUCAUGUUGUCUGUUGAUGGCUUUCGUGCAUCUUACAUGAAAAGAGGAAGCAUGGUGAUCCCCAAUAUUGAGAAACUCAGAUCAUGUGGAACACACGCACCAUACAUGAGACCUGUGUACCCCACCAAAACCUACCCAAAUUUGUAUACAAUUACAACAGGGCUUUAUCCCGAGUCGCAUGGAAUUGUGGGUAACUCCAUGCAUGACCCUGGCUUUGAUGCCAACUUUAACAUCCGUGGGAAAGAAAAGCUUAACCAUCGAUGGUGGGGAGGACAACCUAUCUGGAUAACAGCAGUGAAGCAGGGAGUAAAGGCUGGUACGUUUUUCUGGCCAGUUGGCAUUCCAUUGGAAAGGAGAGUUCUGACCAUGUUGCAGUGGCUUCACCUUCCGGAUGCGGAGAGGCCAUAUGUUUAUGCAAUGCAUUCUGAACAGCUGGAUUCCUAUGGCCACAAACUAGGACCCCACAGCACUGAGCUUGACAGUGCACUGAAGGACAUUGAUAAGGUGAUUGGACAGCUAAUGAAUGGCCUGAAACAGAUGAAACUGCACCGUUGUGUCAAUAUCAUCUUGGUUGGAGACCAUGGCAUGGAGGAAGCUCAUUGUGACCGCACAGAGUUCCUGAGCUCUUACAUGUCCAACACUGAGGACAUCAUCCUAAUUCCUGGGUCUCUGGGAAGAAUCCGAGCCCGAAAUUCAAACAACUCUAAAUAUGAUGCAAAAGCAAUUGUAGCAAACCUUACGUGUAAAAAGCCAGACCAGCACUUCAAACCUUACUUGAAGCAGCAUCUUCCCAAACGUUUGCAUUAUGUCAACAACCACAGAAUUGAGGAGGUUCACUUGAUGGUUGAGAGGAAAUGGCACAUAGCACGGAAGGUCUAUGAAUCAAAAAGGAAUCAUGGGAAAUGUGGGUUUGCUGGUGAUCACGGAUAUGACAAUAAGAUCAACAGCAUGCAGACCAUUUUCCUUGGAUAUGGACCAUCUUUCAAAUUCAAGACAAAAAUUCCACCUUUUGAGAAUAUUGAGCUUUAUAAUGUCAUGUGUGAUCUCCUUGGUUUGAAGCCUGCCCCCAAUAAUGGUACCCAUGGUAGCCUUAACCAGCUUUUGAGGGCCCCUGUAUACAUACCCAGCAUGCAUGAAGAAGUGUGCAAGCCAAACCCUGUAGGACCAGUCACAGCUCUUAAUGAUGACUUGGGCUGCACCUGUGAAGACAAGGUUAGCUAUAGAGUAUUUUCAGAUCUUAAUAAAUCCUUUUACAUGUCUAUUAGGAAAUGUUUAUUCUGA